Messenger RNA from Zasmidium cellare ATCC 36951, 1062 nucleotides. RefSeq lists its product as uncharacterized. The record is from RefSeq and is a predicted model, not a curated record. Gene Ontology annotation, biological process: spliceosomal snRNP assembly. NCBI's taxonomy places the organism in Eukaryota, Fungi, Ascomycota, Dothideomycetes, Mycosphaerellales, Mycosphaerellaceae. The transcript is spliced from 2 exons. Gene Ontology annotation, cellular component: SMN complex. Gene Ontology annotation, molecular function: protein binding; RNA binding. Bases 1 to 1062 code for a protein of 353 amino acids.
AUGGCGGAUUUCGCGUUUACUCGCCAGGAUGAGACCAAUAUCACCACAGGCACGACCAAAAUCGUCCCAUUGACAUGUCAUGGCCAUUCACGACCAAUCACACAUGUCUCAUUCUCCUCCCUCUUGGCAAGCUCCGGAUCAGCAUCUCAAUUCUACCUUAUCUCGGCGUGCAAGGACAACAACCCAAUGCUCCGUGACGGCCUCACUGGUGACUGGAUUGGAACAUUCAUUGGCCACAAAGGCGCAGUAUGGAGUGCCAGACUCUCAGACGACGCUACUCUAGCAGCCACUGGAUCUGCCGAUUUCUCAGCCAAGGUCUGGGAUACGUUCACCGGCGAAGUUCUACACACCUUACAGCAUAACCACAUCGUCAGAGCCGUGGCGUUUCCACCCCAAGAGAGACCACAAGUCCUGGCUACGGGCGGCAUGGAGAAGAAGCUGCGUAUCUUUGAUCUUUCACGAACCGUGCAAACUCCUGGCGAAAGCACCACCAACGGCCUCAACGGCAACGCAGAAGCACCACCAUCAUUCGAGAUCGGCGCCGGCGAGCAUCAGGGUGCGAUUAAGAGCAUCAUCUGGACCCGCGACCCCAACAUUGUCAUCACCGCCGCCGACGACAAGAAGAUCCGCUGGUGGGACCUGCGCGCAAGAUCCUGCAUCGCGACCUACGAAAUCGAAGGCCUCCCCGGAUCCUGCGAGCUCAACACCGGCAUGCCUGGCCACCCCGAAGGCAUCGUGAGCGUGGCAGCCGGCAAAAACAUCUAUUUCUUCGAAGGCGGUCGAUCAGGCCAACUGAUAAAACACAUCAAAACCGACCGCGACGUCGCGAGCGUCGCCCUCAACGGAGAAGCCAAGCGUUUCGUAACCGGCUGUCCCAACGACACCUUCGUCCGCCUCUGGGACUUUGACAACGAGCGCGAACUCGAGACCGGCAGGGGUCAUCACGGCCCUGUGUGGACGACAUGCUUCAGUCCCGACGGCAAGCUGUACGCCACAGGCAGCGAAGACGGGACCGUCAAGCUGUGGAAGUUCACCGACGGGCCGUACGGUCUUUGGCGGUGA